This is a messenger RNA of Archocentrus centrarchus (flier cichlid), 3594 nucleotides long. It is a transcript of the gene akap17a, whose product is annotated as A kinase (PRKA) anchor protein 17A. The record is from RefSeq and is a predicted model, not a curated record. Lineage: Eukaryota; Metazoa; Chordata; Actinopteri; Cichliformes; Cichlidae. Bases 157 to 2172 code for a protein of 671 amino acids. The transcript is spliced from 7 exons.
GUUCAUUGCAUGCGGAAGUAGCAUGUAGUUCGUUUUAUGGAUGUAUGUCAAAUUGUCUUCUCUGUAGUGUAUGGCUCGUCUUAAAUCAGUACAAUACGCUUGCUGUGUUUUUACCUGGGGGUUAAUUAAUUUUUGCUUCGCUGUCUCUCUGCACCAAUGACCACCAUUGUCCAUGAUACUACAGAGGCAGUGUGCCUCUCUGCUGGGUACAACCUGUAUCUCAAGCCUAUUGCCAAAAUGACCGUCAGCGUGGCUUUGCCCCAGCUCAAGCUGCCAGGCAAAAGCAUCUCCAACUGGGAGGUAAUGGAGAGGGUGAAGGCCAUGGUGGCUCCGGAGCAGUUUUCAGCCCUGCGAAUCUCCAAGAGCACCAUGGACUUCAUCCGCUUUGAGGGUGAAGUAGAAAACAAGACAGUAGUCAAGAGCCUGUUGGGUCGUUUGGAUGGCAAGAGCAUCAAACUCAGUGGCUUUACUGAUGUACUGAAGGUUCGUGCAGUGGAAAAUAAAGUGGACUUCCCGACACGCCACGACUGGGACUCCUUUUUCCGUGAUGCCAAGGACAUGAAUGAGACGCUGCCAGGUGAGAGGCCCGACACCAUCCACCUAGAAGGACUUCCUUGCCGCUGGUUCAGUCAGAAGGACAGCCAGUACCCAGAUCGGCCCUCAGAAGAAGUCCUCAUUGCAGUUUUUCAGACAUUUGGCAAGGUGCGAAAUGUUGACAUCCCCAUGCUGGACCCAUAUAGGGAGGAGAUGAUGGGCAAGAACUUCAGCACAUUCAGCUUUGGGGGCCAUCUGAACUUUGAGGCGUAUGUCCAGUAUCAGGAAUACUGUGGCUUCACAAAAGCCAUGGACACACUGCGCGGCAUGAAACUGAUGCUGAAAGGAGAUGACGGAAAAGCAGUAGCCUGCAACAUCAAGGUGACCUUUGACACAAGCAAGCACCUUGGCGAUACUUCUGUGAAGAAGAGAAACUUAGAGAGGCUGAAGUUACAGGAGCUGGAGAGGCAGAGAGAGGAGCAGAAACAACGGGAGAAGGAAGAGGAGGAGCGGCGGAAGGAGGAAGAGAGGAAACAGAAGGAACUAGAAGAGGAGGAGAAGGAGAGGAAGAAGGAGGAAAGAUUACGGAAGCGAGAGCAGAAGUUGCGAGAGAGGGAGGAGCGGCGGAAUCUGAAGAAGAUGAGGCGUCAACAGGAGGAGGAGCAGAAGAAACUGCAGAUGAAGAUUGCCUUGGAGGAGAGGAGGCUGCUGCUGGCUCAACGCAACUUGGAAUCGAUACGGCUCAUUGCUGAGCUGCUGGCCAGAGCUAAGGCACUGAAACAGGAGCAGCAGAAGAAAGAGAGGGCUGAGCGCGAGGAGCAGGAGAGAAAGGAGAAGGCUCGACAGGAGGAGGAGUUGGCCCGUCUUCAGCAGUUGGAGGCCUGUCGACGCAAGCAGGAGGAAGAGCUGCGGAGGGUGGAGGUGGAGAAAGAGCGAGCACUGGAGCUCCAGCGGAGAGAGAAGGAGCUCAGGGAGCGGCUGCUUUCCAACUUGUUGAAGAACAGCGGCAAAACUACAGGACCUGCAGGCAUGCAGGACCAGGGUGGCACUGGAGUGAGUGAGGAUGCCUGUAAUCCAGACGAUGUGAUACAAGGGGUCCUGAGCGGGGUGAAUGGCUUGAAGGCAGCUGAAAGCAGAGAAAAGCAGAUGUCCAAAUCUAGUGCACACUCCCAGGUUUUGGGAAAGAAUAAAACAGUUGAAGAGAGGAGAGGAGGGGAGGACAGAAAAAUGGACCGGGAGGGAAGGAGGGAAGAGGUGUUUAGCAGCAAGCGCAGCAGGGAACGAGCAAGGGACCGCUCCCACAGAGAAAGGAGCUCGCACAGCCGGGGAAGGAGGCGCCGCUCACACAGCAGAAGGAGAAGGAGCUCCAGCCACCAAAGGAGGAGCUACAGUCAUCAUAGGGACAGGAGGAGAUGUAGCCACAGCCAGUGCAGCAGGAGCACAAGCUCCAGCAGAGACAGGAGUUGGAGCAGCAGUGGGAGGAGUUACAGCAGAGGGAGGAGCCACAGGCGGCGUCAUCGCAGAGGCAGCGCCAGGAGCAGUGACAGAAGCAGGGACCGGAGGAGUCACAGUCAUUACAAUCGAAGAUACAGGAGACACAGUGACAACAGGGACAGGAGCCACUCCAGACGGCGAUAAACUCAUGGACGAUAGUAAUCGUUUUAUUGAUUUGUAGUGACCAUUUCUGGACUUACAUUUCAAACGAUCAGAUAUUUUUGGUUCUUCGGUUAGGUGAAGUACUUCCAGCUCUACAACUAUUUGCGUUGUUGCAGUUGAUUUUUACCCAUUUAGUUUCUUCUCUCACACAGGUCACAUUCUUAGAUUGAUGCUGCUGACAACUUAAAUUUUCACCAGAAUUAGUGUAUGUUAACACAGAAGUUUGUGACACAAAAUAUAAAAUUUAGUAAAUUCCCCCAACCAGGAAAAUUAUUUCUGUGUGAAAUAAAGUGUAUAAACUGGACUGAAGUACAGUAAAACAUAUUUCUUAAAAAAAAAAAAAGAAAAUGAGUUUUAAAGCUUUUUUUAUUAGAAGAAGAAAACAGUGACUGGACAAAUUUAAGUUGACGGCUAAUCCGGGUUGACAGGUUGUAGAAACACCAGUCUGAUCUUGCAUUAAAACACAAACACGCUUCAAUUUGUAAAUGUCUGAAGAACCAGUGAGUUACAGAAAGUUCAGACAUGUUUAUUAGUCUUUGUCCAGAUUUGUAGCCUGAUUUUAGAAAAUAAGACACAACAUUCUAUAUGCAAUUUACAUAAGGUUUGUUCUAACACGCACUUGCAUGUUACAAUAGUUACAGAAAACUUUAAAGGUGACUACUGGGCCACAACAAACGCCUGCUGCUCCAUUACAAAAAAUUUUAAAAAAAUCCAUAAACUAUGAGACACGUACCUCUGUUUUAAGACCAUAAGGCACAGUGACGGGUUUUAAUCAUAGCUUUUUCUUUAAAUACUGCUUCAGUAUUGGCUUUCUUGUGUAUAAAAGUUCAGACAAAAAACAAACUGUAAUGGACUCUGUAGACCUUGAAUAACAGCAGCAUCUGUGGUGAUCAUAGUUUUAGUUGAAUUAUAUUUGUGUACAAUUCAAAGAAUAUUUUUCAUUUGGAUGUUGUUGAAUGAAGUGAUUUGAUUUGUUUGAAGGCUUAUUGAUGUAUUAGAACCAACUCUGCAAGUGGUGUACUUGCUCUUUGCACAGUCAAAUGUAGCUCUAGAGUGCAAGUGAUUGAUUUGAGGUUUGUUUAGUUUCUUCAAGCCUUCUAAAUUCUUUGACAAAGCAGCUUCUGGGAUUCAAGUCAAAGCAGCACAUGGUAGUAGUGAAAAUGAGAUGUGAGGAUGUUUCUUUUGCUUUUACAGACACGCUGUAGUGACAGGUACGUUUCUUUAACCUUACUAGUUACUGUACAGACUGUUGACUUUUACUUGCUCAGAGGGAGACCAUCCGAGUUUUGCCGACACUUCUACCUUGACUUUGUGUCAAAGCCCAUUUGUUGUGUAUGUGCUCAUGAUCCACUAGAGCAUGUCUUGCAUACAUUGCAAGUUGUUUAAAAUAAAAAUUCAAGCUGA